Molecule: messenger RNA, 2380 nt
Organism: Cyprinus carpio (common carp)
Lineage: Eukaryota; Metazoa; Chordata; Actinopteri; Cypriniformes; Cyprinidae
Product: RNA-binding protein Raly-like
Exons: 9
Coding region: 515-1336 (273 amino acids)
Cellular component (GO): nucleus
Molecular function (GO): RNA binding
Source: RefSeq, a predicted model, not a curated record
AUGAAUACUCAGCUCAUAAAAGUUUACUUUUGAUUCAAAAAGCCUUUUGUAGUUAGAAAAGUAUUUUUCCAAAAGCCCAUAACGUCAUCGCAAUUCUUUGCCAUGUUCCUUCCCUCAGCUUUUUUACAUUCUUAUUGUGACUGUAUAUGUUUGAAAUCACAGCUCUUUGUUAAUGUAGGCUAAAGUCUCUUUUCACUCUUCUGAGGCUCAGGAGCGCAGAGACAGAGCAAACAUUUCUUUGUACCUCUCCUUUUCUUCCUUCCUCGUACCUUAUGUCUCCUCCCUACCUGCUCCCUCUUUCUCCUUCUCCCAGAGCAGUCUUUUAAGUAUCUUGCUGUAUUCUCUUCUCUCCUCUCUUCGGGUCACAGACAUCAAAGAAAAGUGUGCAGAAUGCCUCUUUAUUCUGACAACAGCCCGAGAGAGUAUCUGACUGCUGAAGACGGCAACGGCGGUGGUUCAGGAGAGGAGAGAUGAGUGAACAACGUUUAUUAUUGUUGUUCACAUUUGAACCAAGAUGUCACUGAAAGUCCAGACAAGCAACAUUACCAACAAAAAUGACCCCAAAUCUAUCAACUCACGCGUGUUUAUCGGCAACCUGAACACAGCGGUGGUGAAGAAGAGCGACGUCGAGACGAUCUUCUCCAAAUACGGCCGUGUGUUGGGCUGCUCGGUUCACAAAGGCUACGCUUUCGUUCAAUACGCUAAUGAGAGACACGCUCGUGGAGCCGUCAUUGGAGAAAAUGGACGUGUGCUUGCUGGACAGACCCUCGACAUUAACAUGGCAGGUGAACCCAAACCCAACAGGCCUAAAGGACUAAAGAGAACUGCAGGGACAUUAUACAGCGGUUAUGAUUUUGACUAUGAUUACUACAGAGAUGACUUCUAUGACAGACUGUUUGAGUACCGUGGCAGAGUAUCUCCAGUGCCCAGAGCGGUUCCAGUAAAGCGCCCCCGUGUGGCAGUGCCGGUCGUCCGCAGGGUGAAGUCAUUACCUGUCAAACUCCUGACCAGAUCCACCAUCCUUCCCAACAGUUCUGUCAAACACAAGUUGAAAUCAACCGAGCUGCAGGCUAUCAAAUCAGAAUUGACGCAGAUCAAGUCCAACAUCGACGCGCUGCUGGGACGUCUUGACCAGAUCACAGAGGACAAAUACUGUGCCACAGAGUUGCAGAAGGCAGAGGAAAUGCAGAGCGAGAUGUCUCAGGACGAGUCGGGCUCAGAGUCAGAGGAACUGCAGCACAGUGAUGUGGAGGACGGAGAGGAGCACACACGCGAGGAGUGCGACGAAGACAUGGAAAACAAUCACAUAUCUGAAAUGGGUUCCAUUCUUCAAUAAAAGCGGGGAGUUGGAAAACACUGUCGACUGGAAACUUUUUUAAUACCACAGACUCAGCGGGAAGACACCGAAACCAACAGGCGCCGUCAAACUCCAGCAUCAGAUGUCAAUGAGACAGACAGCUAAACUAGCUGUUUGGUGGGAGGGAGGAGGGGGACGUCCCCCAAACCAGGAAUCCAUUACAAAAAGGGCCAGAGUUCCUGAGAGCAACAACAUCAUACACGCGACAACAGAUGGGGAUCAAUUUCACAGACAUUCUGCAUUCAUGCUCCCCGCAAAACACCAUUAACAUGCAGUUUUUCUACACAUUUGGGCGCCUCAUAUGUAAAUAACCUCAUCUUAUUUCUGUCCUUCCUUUUUUCAUGUCUGUUUGUGCUUUUGGAGAAAUGUUUUUCAUUUUAUUUAUAUGCCAGUCGGAAUCCGAAAGGUUGGCUAUUUUUAAUUACAUGUGCAUAUUUCUUCUGCUUGCACUUUCAAGACUGCAAGAGAUAUUUACAGAUGUAAAUAAACUACGAUUACUUGUGAGACGUCUUUCUCCGUGUGUUUGAAUGUCGCCUGCUAGGAAUGCUAAUAUUUAGGCUAUUUCUCCGCACCCUGUCUAUUAUGAUCUUUACCUGUAAGACGAGAUUUAUUCCACCUCUGUUAGAUUUGUUGCUAAGAGGAUUGAAGUAGCAGUUACUUGAAGGCACAGCUUGCUUUGAGGUCUGGAUGGGAGAGAACGUUUAACGCAACCUGUAGUAAGACUGAAAAAAGAAGCACUGCUAUAUUGCCUUAACUUCUAUAGCCACAAAUGGCUAUAACUGAAGUCCAAAACAUUUAGAAGAAGAACACCACAGGUGCCUCUUUUGAAAGAGCUGAUCCACCUCAUGCUGUUGAUAGAGUUUGUAAAGUUAGUGAAGCUGAACUUCCUUCAAGUAAGCCUGAAUAUUUUCUAAAUGCAUGUUAUAAAUCUUAUUCAUCCAUGCAUACAUUUCCUCUUUUCUUUUUUUCUGUUUUCUUUUCUUUUUUUUUUAAUUGACCAUCAUAAUUCGACCAAAACUACAU